AUGGCUUCGCCAACGCUCGAGGGGUCGGUAAAUGCCAGCGCCAACCUCGAUAGCUCCAAGCGUCCGGCCUCGUCUUCCUCCCGACCCUCGUCUUCGUCGCGCUCUUCCGAUCUUGGGGAGCGGCGGCCGCACGCAAAGCUGCAGAUUCCUGCUGGUUUACAAGCGCGAAUGGGCAAAAAGACGAAUACUGUACAGGAAUUGAGGACGCAGGCUAUGGAGGGGGAGUUCAAAACCAAGCAUCUUGGGUUGUUGGGGGUGUUGGUGUGGAUACUGUUGCUGCAUGUUGCUGGUAUCUUCUUCUUUACAAAAGGCUUCCUCUUGACUCGAAUGGUUUUGGACAACAAAUCGUCUUGCGAAGUACUCCCGUUUGACGACUCGUCGCAUGCGCCGUCGUGGACUGGUGGGAAUAGUGAUAAGGGUUGCUGGCACCAGAAAUCGUUCGACAAGGCUAUUGUGAUUAUCAUUGAUGCGUUGCGCUAUGAUUUCACCGUCCCGUUUGCGCCAAGUGUGGAAAACGAACAAGCUCAUCUGUUCCACAAUAAUAUCCCCGUUCUCUACGAGACUGCGGUCAACCAACCGGAGAAAGCGUUCUUGCUUCCUUUCAUCGCGGAUCCACCGACCACGACGCUCCAGCGAUUGAAGGGUCUGACCACCGGAACUCUGCCGACCUUUGUCGACGCAGGGUCCAACUUUGCGGGAACGGCAAUUGACGAGGAUAAUCUGGUUGCUCAGUUGCGCACGGCAGGCAAGAACUUGGUCCAGCUUGGUGAUGACACUUGGCAUUCUCUGUUUCCCGACUACUUUGACGCCAACCUGACGCGACCUUUCGAUUCGUUCAAUGUGUGGGAUCUGUAUACUGUUGACAAUGGAGUUACCGCCAAUUUGUUCCCGCUUCUGCACCCGGACAACGCUACUCGAUGGGACGUGAUCUUCGGUCACUAUCUUGGUGUCGACCAUGCUGGUCACCGAUAUGGACCUGACCACGCAGCAAUGGGCGAGAAACUCCGGGAAAUGGACCAAGUCAUUCGGAACCUUAUUGAGAAGGUUGACGACGACACACUACUAGUCGUUAUGGGAGACCACGGAAUGGAUUCAAAGGGCGACCAUGGUGGUGAAUCAAACGAUGAAGUCGAUGCAGCUUUGUGGAUGUACUCGAAGAAGGGUAUGUUUGGCCGCACCAGCACUGAGACUGCUCUUCCGCCCAAGUUCUCUCGGGAGCGAUUUGUUCCUCAGAUCGACCUCGUGCCGACCUUGUCCUUGCUUCUCGGCAUGCCAAUUCCGUUCAACAACCUUGGAUCUCCGAUUGAGGAAGCUUUUGCGGGAACGUACGGCAAUGAUGUGAAGAACUUGGUUGCGGUUAACCGCUUGACGUCUGCGCAGAUCAAGAGAUAUCAGCAUGAAUACGCAGCAGCUCGAGGUGAAGACCACAGCCUUUCUUUGGGAUCCCUGGAGUUCUGGCGCGCGGCGGAGCAGACGUUUGGAAAGGCCAAGUCGAACACGAUACUCCGUUCCGCGUAUGAUUCGUACAGGCAGUACCAGCGGGGUACGCUGGAAAUCUGCCGCGGAUUGUGGGCGAACUUUGACGUGCCAAGUAUGAUACAGGGGGUUCUGAUCUUAUUCUCAGGUUUGGCGUUGUUGGUAUUCUAUGCCAGAGGUCUCAAACUGAAUAGAACGGAGCUUACCAGUUCAUUGCUUACGCUCGCCGGCGCCGGUGCCGGCUUGGGUGGUGCAGUUGGAGGAGCCAUUGGUGUCCUUGGAGUUGUCGACAUGCCGAUCAUCGAGUCAUCCGCUCUGUUUGCUGCUUUCAGUAGUAUCGUUGGUGCCGCAUGGUCGAUCUUUGGAUCUCAGUUGUCGCUUCCUUUGCCAAACUCCUUGUGGGGAUGGUUGUCGCUCAUCUUUACCGUGUCCCAGUCAAUUGGGUUUGCUUCAAACUCGUAUACGAUCUGGGAGGAUGAGAUUUUGUUGUUCUUCCUAUCCACUUUUGGUGUCGUUGCGGGCGUGUCUUCGAUGCGGCAAAAGGCGACUCAGGAUAGGGUUCUCGGGCUUUACCACUCAGUUCUGUUUGUGCUCUUGGGAAGACUGGCAUCGUUCUCGCGUCUCUGCCGUGAGGAACAGAUGCCAUUCUGCCGGUCCACAUACUAUGCGUCAGCUACGUCGUCGACAUCCGCACCGUGGCAGCUUGCAAUCCCGUUCCUCGUGACGCUCAUAAUUCCCGCCGUCAUUAAGGCAUACUACGCUGGCUCGAAAUCCUACGAAGGCACAUCAUCGCUAUGGAUUGGUUUCGCGUUCCGUCUCGGACUCCUCAUCACAUCUGUAUUCUGGAUUCUCGAAGGCGCAGACGACGGCGGCUGGUUCAACGUGAGCAAAGAAACCCUCAAGUCCAGCCGCAUGUUCCUGGCCCAGUUCGUCUUCGCCAUCGCCUUCGGAGCCGGCACAACGGCCUAUAUCUACUCUAAGCCCUGCGUCAGCAUCAGCGUCAGCAAAGGCAGCCCCGAUCCCGAAAAGCCCGCCACGCCGUCCGGCCAGCAACCUGGCCGCACGACAGUCACAAUCCUCGGCUUCGGCAACGUCUACGGGACCCGCUUUUUCUUCCUAGUGGUCAACUUCGGUCUCGCCGUCAUCCUCAUGCAGAAGCCAAUGGGCCAAGGCGCCAUCGCCCUGCUUCUCUGGCAAAUCCUCUCCCUCCUCGAAAUCCUCGACACAAACGCCCUUGCCACGACCAACGUCUCCAUCGGUCCGAUUGUCUUAGGCCUGCUAGGCUCCUAUUACUACUUCAAAACCGGCCACCAAGCCGUCCUCUCCACCAUCCAAUGGGAAACAGCCUUCAUCCCCCUCUCAACAGUCAAAUACCCCUGGUCGCCCCUCCUCGUCAUCCUAAACACAUUCGGCCCCCAAAUCCUCUCUGCAAUCGCUGUUCCCCUCACAGUCCUCUGGAAACGCCCUCUGCAGGUGCAGGAACCCGGUAAAUCCGAUAAUCCCUCCCUCCGCAUCCUCUCAGACGUCAUCCAAGCCGUCACAACGCAUAUCUUGUAUCUGGGGACUAUUAAUCUGGCAACGACGAUGUGGGCUGGUCAUCUUAGGAGACAUCUUAUGCUGUAUCGGAUUUUUAGUCCCAGGUUUAUGAUGGGCGCCGCGGUGUUGGGAGUUGUGGAUGUGGUGCUUUUGGGGGUGGGCGUUUUGGGAGUGAGAUGGUGUGGGUUGAGUGUGGGGGAGGUUUUUGGGUGGUAG
Messenger RNA from Aspergillus chevalieri, 3228 nucleotides. It is a transcript of the gene GPI13, whose product is annotated as mannose-ethanolamine phosphotransferase GPI13. Gene Ontology annotation, cellular component: endoplasmic reticulum membrane. Gene Ontology annotation, molecular function: mannose-ethanolamine phosphotransferase activity. The transcript is spliced from 2 exons. The record is from RefSeq and is a predicted model, not a curated record. NCBI's taxonomy places the organism in Eukaryota, Fungi, Ascomycota, Eurotiomycetes, Eurotiales, Aspergillaceae. Gene Ontology annotation, biological process: GPI anchor biosynthetic process. The coding region runs from base 1 to 3228 and encodes 1075 amino acids.